Messenger RNA from Colletotrichum scovillei, 1090 nucleotides. RefSeq lists its product as uncharacterized. The transcript is spliced from 2 exons. The record is from RefSeq and is a predicted model, not a curated record. Bases 26 to 1090 code for a protein of 354 amino acids. Gene Ontology annotation, molecular function: oxidoreductase activity, acting on the CH-OH group of donors, NAD or NADP as acceptor. Lineage: Eukaryota; Fungi; Ascomycota; Sordariomycetes; Glomerellales; Glomerellaceae.
CUCGAAGAAAUCGUAGCACUUCAUCAUGGCCGCGGCAGCGCAGCAAAAUUACGUGGGCAUACUAUCUAUUGGGAGUAUGGGCGCGGGUAUCGCGAAGCUUCUCAAGGCUCGUGGCUUUAUUGUUGGCACAAGCGGACAUGCCAGAAGUCCAGCUACCAUUCGACGAGCCGAAGAAGCCAAUGUUGAAGUGCUGUCGUCCGAUGUCGAACUAGUAGAGAAGGCCUCGGUCAUCCUCUCAGUUGUGCCCCCGAGAGAUGCGCUGGAAACGGCGCGACGAGUGGUGGACGCCUUACACGAACUUGCCACCCGUGGCUCGCGGCCGAGUAACCCUUUGUACUACAUAGAUCUCAACGCUGUUGCGCCAUCAACGGCUCGAGGGAUAUCGGAACUCUUCACCCCAGUCCAGAACAGCGCUCGCUUCAUCGACGGCUCAAUCUUAGGAGAGCCGCCCGUCCUCAUCCGCGAUAAUGCGUCAGGGCAACAGACCGUCACACCUACGACGGCUACGAGCGGCGUUGACCACAGCCCUGGUCGAUGGGUACAGCCCCGAAUCCCCAUUUCCGGUCCUCAUCACAUCACGGAUCUGUCCUAUCACGGGGACAGGUUGUAUGCAGCGCUGAACAUGCGUUAUUUGAGCAGCGAAGUGGGGGCCGCCAGCGGACUGAAGAUGUGUUACACAACCAUGUUCAAGGGAUACAUCGCAGUCGCCGCACAAGGAUUUACCACCGCAGAAAGACUCGGCCUUCUCGACGUUCUCAAAGACGAGCUGCAGCUACGUCUCCCAGAUCACUUACGUCUAGCCGAGAGCGGCGUCGUUGUCACGCCCCCGAAAGCAUACCGCUGGGUAUUCGAGAUGGAGGAAAUAGCCCGAACUCAUGCCGAAGAGAGUGGGUUUGCCCCGGCCUUAUUUCAAGGAGCUGCAGGGGUAUUUCGUGAUAUCGCGGAUAAUGGCGUCCUCGGUGAAGAAAAAAUUGGGAGCAGAGUUCGAGGCACUACAAUGGAAGACUUUGCUGCCAUACUCGCAAGGGACUUAGAACACAAGACGACUAAUCGCCAAGUCUCCCCGGGUAAUGACGAGGACCAUUCCUAG